CAAAAUGUUGAAUCAAUUUGUAUGAUUUGUGAACAGGACUUUGCAGGUGAUCAACGACACCACAAUCCCAAGGAGAAAGUGAAGAAGAACCCCGAGUUGAGACAGGAAGGGAAGAGACAAACUGGUAUGCAGAGUACUCAGAAAUGGGUCCCGAGAACACACUCCCAGACUAGCGAAAGCAAUAAGGGAACCAGAAACCCUGAGAAAUCAGUGGAGGCGCAACUGCGAAGUGGAGGAAAUACUGAUACACAUAAGUUGCCUACAGGGGAGAAUCGAAAUGUGCUGGCCGACCCGGAAAGAGCUAGUUCGAUGCCAAACAGAACCCAAGGACUAAGCAAGAUGGUGGGCAAGGAACGCAUUCAUAAUGCAGGAGGAGGAGCGGCCAAACCCGCUGGCUUACCUCUAGACAAAGCUACUAUGGUAGACGAGAAUCAUCUAGGAGCAUUGGAAGGGGAUGCUUUCGUGAAGUCUAAGAAUAUUGCAGGAGAGGAGCCAUGUUUGGCUCCUUCUGUAGUCUACAACUAGUUUGGAAGGAAGGGACACCCUGGUUAUCUCCAUCGUGUGUUUAAUGGAUCAGAAGUUAUUUGUAUGGAAUAGCAGGGGAGCAGGAAGUAAACGCUUCUUGCGUGUGUUUAGAGAAUACAAGAGACGGUACCAACCGGGUAUUGUGGUGAUUGUAGAGCCGCGAAUCAGUGGAGUCAAAGUAGCGGAGGUUAUUAACAAAAUGGGUUUCGACAAGGAAUUAGUAGUUGAGGCAGUGGGGUUUUCUAGUGGGAUUUGGUUAUUAUGGGACUCGGCAACAACAACCAUUACUGAAGUGUCUCGUUCUUCUCAACUUCUCCAUGUGGACAGGGGCGGACCCAAGGGGGUUUAGGGGUGUCCCCGGACACCCCUAAAUUUUGGGAAAACGAUUAUCCAACCCCUGGUAAUAAUUUACGUAUGGACAA
This is a messenger RNA of Linum trigynum, 947 nucleotides long. The record is from the annotation of a GenBank genome assembly. NCBI's taxonomy places the organism in Eukaryota, Viridiplantae, Streptophyta, Magnoliopsida, Malpighiales, Linaceae.